Messenger RNA from Mucor mucedo, 2956 nucleotides. RefSeq lists its product as uncharacterized. Lineage: Eukaryota; Fungi; Mucoromycota; Mucoromycetes; Mucorales; Mucoraceae. The coding region runs from base 34 to 2826 and encodes 930 amino acids. The record is from RefSeq and is a predicted model, not a curated record. The transcript has 4 exons. Gene Ontology annotation, cellular component: membrane. Gene Ontology annotation, molecular function: P-type transmembrane transporter activity; ATP hydrolysis activity; ATP binding.
AGGCUCACCGGGUUCUUUUAUAUCUAUCAAAUCAUGAUAUUAUGGUGUUAUUUCUACCUAGCAUAUUGGCAAAUUGGCUUGUCGGAUACAUGUGUUAUCUUGUUAGCUGCCAUUAUCAAAGUCAUUGUUCGCUUGAAAUCUGAGAGGCGGGUCAAAGAAAUGGCAGAGCAUGUGGAUAUUUGUCAGGUGCUACGACAAGGUACCUGGAAAAAAGUAUCGACUGCUGAUUUAGUACCUGGUGAUGUAAUUGAGAUUGUUUCGAAUCAAACUGUACCUAUAGACGGAGUCAUAUUACAGGGCGAUAUUGUAGUGGAUGAAAGUUCCUUAACAGAAACUAAAAAAAAAAGUUGUACUAUUUCAGGUGAACCAUUACCUAUUCGAAAGUUUCCACUUCGAGCAGAUGCAGCAUUGUUUGAUCCUCAGUCUGCAGGAAAAAACAAUAGUUUAUUUGCAGGCACCACAAUCAAACAAGCAUUGACUGAGAAUGAUGCCACACCUAUAGCACUGGUACUAAAGACACGAACAAAUACAGAUAAGGGCCAGCUCGUGCAAAGAAUUUUAUUUCCUCAACCAGUAUCCUUUAUAUUUAAUGAGCAACUGAAACUAGUGUUUUGUAUGCUGUUAUUAUGGGCAUUAGUAUUACUUGGAUUUGGAGCUUGGUGGUUAGGUGGUAGUGGUAUGACAGCCUGGUUUUAUGGUACGGUAUGUGCAGCCCAAGUCAUGAAUCCCUUAUUACCAGCUAUAUUGGUUGUAGGACAAUCUAUUGCUGCAGGUAGACUCAGAAAGAAGGGUGUGUUUUGCGUAGAUUUACCUCGUAUUUUAAUGGCCGGUAAAGUCCAAGUAUUUUGUUUUGACAAGACUGGUACCUUGACAAACGAAGGGUUAGAGUACUAUGGCGUUUAUCCUACGCUGAAGGAGACAAGACAGUUUGAUUCACUAUACCACAAUUUUGACGACUUCAAACCAGAGACCCAUGAGACCCACAAAUUAUUACAAAUGGGUUUAGCAACCUGUCAUUCUGUCACAACACUGGCGGGAGAAUUUGUAGGAAAUCCUGUAGAUAUUGUUAUGUUUAAAAGCACAGGAUCGAGCAUGUCUACAAAGGGAGGACACGAUAUUAUAGCCACAAAUAAUGGUGACUUGGAAGUUAUCCAGAGAUUUGAAUUUCAACAUGCACGCAUGUCCAUGUCGAUAGCAGUCAAGGAUACAUCGGGUCAUACACAUGUAUUUUGUAAAGGAUCGUUUGAAAAAAUUGCCGAAGUGUGUGAAAACAAUGUACCUCUUAACUUUGAUGAAUUGACGAGCGAAAGUGCCAAGUCCGGCUGUUAUGUUCUAGGUAUGGCACAUGCAGAUUUGGGAAUACUGAGUAUGGAAGAAGAAGAAAAGAUUCGAACCGAUUGUUCGCGUGAUCAAUUAGAGUCUGGUCUCAACUUUAUCGGGCUUGUAUUGUUCAAAAAUCUGUUGAAGAAGGAUACGACGGCAGCUAUUCAACAGAUCAAACAAGGCGAUGUUCGCGUAGUUAUGAUUACGGGAGAUAACGCUUUAACUGGUGUAUAUAUCGGACAACAAUGUGGAUUAGUACCUGAUCAAGCAUCUAUUAUUAUGGGAGACAUUGACGAGGGCAAUGAUAUUGUAUGGACAGAGAUUGAUACAGGUAACGAGAUCAAGCAUAUUGAUACAGCUAUUGCCGCUAGUCAUGGAGAAUGCGAACUUGCCAUAACCGGAAAGGCUUUUCGCUGGCUUAUGGAGCAUGACGAGAUGAGAAAAUAUUUGUUCUUGACACGUAUAUUUGCUCGAAUGACGCCUGUGGAUAAGAUGCAAUGUGUUGAAUUGAUGAUGGAGAAAGCGAUUACGGCCAUGUGUGGAGAUGGUGGUAAUGAUUGUGGCGCACUAAGAUCAGCUCACGUGGGUAUUGCCAUGUCAGAGGCUGAGGCAUCAGUGGUCUCACCUUUUAGUACACCUAAUCGAUCCGUUCAGUCAUGCGUUGACUUACUAAUUCAGGGAAGAGCAGCAUUAGCAACAUCAUUUGCCAGUUACAAGUAUCUGAUCAUGUAUGGUGAAAUCAUGGCGUCGGUUAAAUUUUAUACGUUUUAUUAUACCAUGUCAUUUUCACAAUGGAACUUUAUCUUGAUUGAUGCGUUUAUUACCGUAUUUUGUGCUUUUGGUGUGACACAAUCAGGGGCAUCCCAACGUUUGUCACAGCAUCGUCCUACUGCCCGCAUCUUGGGACCCGAAGUGCUUCUGUCUGUUUUGGGACAAAUCUGGAUUAACGUCUGGUUUACUAUUGGCGCAUUUAUUUGGCUUUACUCAAGGGAUGAUUUUUUUCGAUGUAACGAGUGGGAUGCUCGUGCUAUCGAUAACUCAAAAUGGUGGUUAUUAGGAGAUAGUUUUGAAGCUGAUGUGGUGACAUUUCUUGCCUUGUUUCAAUUUGUAAAUUCAGCACUUGUUUUCAACUAUGGUUAUAUAUUUAGAGCAACAUGGUAUCGUAACUACUUUCUGAUGGCUGUUUGUUGUACAUUUAUUGCCGUUGUAAGUUACUGGGAACUAGCAGAUCCUAAUCAAUUUGGGUGCUUGAUGAGAAUAAAUUGUGGAGACCCUGAUGUACUGGUCUCGCUAGGAUAUCCACGGCCGAAUUUUUAUAUCGAGCCAUACAAUAACCCACUUGGGCACAAUGUAUUACCCAAGACAUUUAGAUAUCAUCUUUGGAUAUACUCUAUUGUUAACAUGUGCGUUGUGCAUAUUUGGGAAAGAUUCUUCAUAUUGGGACCUGUUCGACAAUGGUUGAGGCAAAAACAGCCUUUAAAAAGACUUGCCAUUAAACUUUGAUUGGUGCCUCGUCACUGAGUAACGAUAAAUAAACAUUUGAAUAAAAAUAGUUUUUUUUUUCUGACAGAAAUUAUUUAACAUAUGGACAAGAUAAGCUAAAUUGAUUGUCGGGAUAACCACAAAAAGGAAC